CUCAGUUAUCACUUCUCACAGCCCACAUAACGAGUCCGAUACUUUGAGGACACUUGGUCGUACUGAAGAGGCCAUAAGCUUUUGUUGUCUGAUUCAAUCAACUAAAGAAUUUCUCUACAGUCACAAAUUCGUUGACUAAACCCAUUGGGGCGGCAUCUCCUUCUCGACUUCUUCGUCGAAUCAAUUUGUCUUUAUUUAUUCCCUCCGACCACUCUAUUCCCAUCCCCCACUCUGUAAGCUCCGAAGACCCGUAUGGACCGCCAGGACUCCGCCACGGCCCGCUUCACUCUCGGCCGCCAGUCCUCGCUCGCACCCGACCCGGUCGUCCCGGUCUGCGACGACGACGGCGUCAUCGACCCUCGUGUCCGCCUCAUGUACUUGGCCAACGAGGGCGACCUGCAAGGCAUCCAGGACCUCCUCGACUCCGGCACCAAUGUCAACUUCACCGACAUCGACGGCCGUACCGCCCUCCACGUCGCCGCCUGCCAGGGCCAGACCGACGUCGUCCACCUCCUCCUCCGCCGCGGCGCCGACGUCCACCUCCACGACCUCUGGGGCAGUACGCCUCUAGCGGAUGCCGUGUACUAUAAGAACGAUGACGUCAUCAAGCUUCUGGAGCAGCACGGAGCUAAGCCUCCGAUGGCUCCUAUGCAUGUGGAGAAUGCGCGGGAGGUGCCGGAGUAUGAGAUUGAUCCCAAGGAGCUUGAUUUUUCGAAUAGUGUUGACAUAACCAAGGGAACCUACUGCAUUGCCUCAUGGCGCGGAAUUCAGGUUGCAGUUAAGACACUUGAGGAGAAAGUUUUUGCUGAUGAGUAUAAAGUGAAUGCAUUCAGGGAUGAGCUUGCUUUACUUCAGAAAAUUCGACACCCCAAUGUUGUCCAAUUUUUGGGUGCUGUAACACAAAGCAGUCCGAUGAUGAUUGUCACAGAAUAUCUACCAAAGGGAGACUUUUGUUUAUAUCUAAAAAGAAAAGGUGCCUUGAAGCCAACAGCAGCAGUGAAAUUUGCACUUGACAUUGCCAGGGGGAUGAAUUAUUUGCAUGAGCAUAAGCCUGAAGCAAUAAUUCAUCGAGAUCUGGAGCCCUCAAACCUAUUGCGGGAUGAUUCUGGGCAUCUGAAAGUUGCAGACUUUGGAGUGAGCAAGCAAUUGAUAGUCGCAAAGACGGUUAAAGAAGACAGACCAGUGACAAGUCAAAACACUUCUUGGAGAUACGUGGCUCCUGAAGUUUACAGAAAUGAAGAAUAUGAUAUGAAAGUGGAUGUCUUUUCAUUUGCCUUGAUCUUGCAAGAGAUGAUUGAAGGUUGUCUACCAUUUUAUACAAAACCAGAAAAGGAUGUACCUAAAGCAUAUGUUGCAAAUGAGCGCCCACCGUUUAGAGCUUCACCAAAGCUUUACGCACAUGGAUUAAAGGAGUUGAUUGAGCAAUGUUGGAGUCAGGACCCAUUCAGGAGACCGACAUUCAAGCAAAUAAUUAAGAGUUUGGACAACAUUAACGACCAGUAUGCUCGGAAAAGACGCUGGAAGGGUAUGCCACUUAUGUGUCUCCAGAACCUGGAGAACAUGGUGAAGAAGGGUCGUUCAAGUCCCAGCAGCCAUUCUUCCCCCUCUACAUGGAGAUGAGUAACCAUUGCUUUCAUGCAAGAUUUCUGUUGUUAUUUCUCCUUGAUCUGAGGAAGGUUUUUCUGGCAGAGAUUAAUUUGUAAGAUGGUUACACUUUUAGGAGUUCAGUUGUUGAACUAGGCCCUUCUAAGAUUUCAAGUUUUUCUCCUUGACUUGUCUGUGUUCCACAUAUUCUUUGUGAUUGUGCAAGGUGAGAAAGAAAGAAAGAUGCACUGCUGAUCUUCAAAUUCUCA
Molecule: messenger RNA, 1853 nt
Organism: Argentina anserina (silverweed cinquefoil)
Lineage: Eukaryota; Viridiplantae; Streptophyta; Magnoliopsida; Rosales; Rosaceae
Product: integrin-linked protein kinase 1
Exons: 12
Coding region: 253-1620 (455 amino acids)
Biological process (GO): protein phosphorylation
Molecular function (GO): ATP binding; protein serine/threonine kinase activity; protein binding
Source: RefSeq, a predicted model, not a curated record